AUGAUGAAAGGACAGCACAAAGGCCGGGCAAUCGAACCUUUUUUGUUCAAGAAAACAACGGGAAAACUUCUCAUGGGUCGAGCACAAUAUAUCGGAGAAAAUCUUGCAACAAAGGCUACCUUUGUUGCUUCAUUUCCGGUUCCCCAAAGGGCCAGACAAAGCAGUACAAAGUGGUACACCACCAUGCAACGAAGGUCUAUCCUUCCCCCGACCUCGAUUUCGACAGGAGUGGAGCGUGGAAUGUUUCCAUCGAAACCGAGUGGAAGUCAUGGGCGUUAUGCAAGAACAUUCUCAGCGAGAUGUAGAAUUAAGGGAAUCCUUCCUGGGCCCUCGCCGGUCGAGGUUCGGAUACCCAAGCAAACAGAACAGAUUGACCUCCAGUGA
This is a messenger RNA of Coprinopsis cinerea okayama7#130, 384 nucleotides long. RefSeq lists its product as hypothetical. The transcript is spliced from 2 exons. The coding region runs from base 1 to 384 and encodes 127 amino acids. The record is from RefSeq and is a predicted model, not a curated record. Lineage: Eukaryota; Fungi; Basidiomycota; Agaricomycetes; Agaricales; Psathyrellaceae.